AUUGGCUGUACGUUCGCACGCAUUUAUUAUUUGGGCGGAGUUGUUGUUAAUAUAGAACCUUUUAUUCGUUAUAUCAUAAACAUCUGGUCCAAGAGUUUUCCCAUAGGUCCUAGAAGUUGAGAUGUCUUCUGCAGUGGCCAUGGAGGCCACCCGGAGGCGCCAGAGACUCAGCUCUAACGGGGGGGUGUCUGAGACAACAGAGGAACCUGCAGGGCAGUGGGGAAGAGCAUGGGAGGUGGACUGGUUCUCUCUGAGCGCUGUGAUCCUGCUGCUGUGCACAGCCCCCUUCCUGGUGUUCUUCUUCGUCAUGGUGUGUGACCAAUACCAGUGCUCGGUCAGCCAGCCCCUGGUAGAGCUCUACAGUGGAGAGGCCACCCUGCUCUCCAUCUGGGAAAAGGCCCCCUCCUUCACCUGGACUGCUGCUCAGAUCUACACCGUCUGGGUCUCCUUCCAGGUGGUGCUCUACAUGUGUGUUCCUGAUAUCACUCAUAAGUUCCUGCCUGGUUAUGCUGGUGGGGUUCAGGAUGGAGCUCGCACCCCAGCAGGCCUCAUAAACAAGUAUGAGAUCAACGGUUUACAGUCGUGGAUAAUCACCCAUGCCCUAUGGUAUGCCAACGCUCAAUACUUCCACUGGUUUUCCCCCACCAUAAUCUUCGACAACUGGAUCCCACUGCUUUGGUGCACCAACAUACUGGGCUAUGUUGUGUCCACCUUUGCCUUUGUCAAGGCCUACCUCUUCCCCACCAAUGCCGAGGAUUGCAAAUUCACAGGCAACGUCUUCUAUAACUACAUGAUGGGCAUUGAGUUCAAUCCCCGCAUCGGGAAAUGGUUCGACUUCAAGCUCUUCUUCAACGGGAGACCUGGUAUUGUUGCCUGGACUCUAAUCAACCUCUCCUAUGCAGCCAAACAGCAGGAGCUCUAUGGCUAUGUGACUAACUCUAUGAUCCUGGUUAAUGUGCUGCAGGCAAUCUAUGUUCUCGACUUCUUCUGGAAUGAGGCAUGGUACCUGAAGACGAUUGACAUCUGCCAUGACCACUUUGGCUGGUACCUGGGCUGGGGAGACUGUGUGUGGCUGCCCUUCCUCUACACGCUGCAGGGCCUGUACCUGGUGUACAACCCAGUCCAGCUCCCCACAACCCAUGCUGCUGCUGUCCUCCUCUUGGGUCUGGUGGGUUACUACGUCUUCCGCUCCACCAACCACCAGAAGGACCUGUUCCGCCGUACCGAGGGGAAGUGCUCCGUCUGGGGCAAGAAGCCCACCUUCAUUGAGUGUGCCUACCGCUCGGGUGACGGCGGCCUGCACCACAGCAAGCUCAUGACCUCUGGCUUCUGGGGCGUGGCACGCCACCUCAACUACACGGGCGACCUGAUGGGCUCGCUGGCCUACUGUGCAGCCUGCGGCUUCGGCCACAUUCACCCCUACUUCUACAUCGUCUACAUGACCAUCCUGCUGGUGCACCGCUGUGUGAGAGACGAGCAUCGCUGCAGCAGCAAGUACGGCAAAGACUGGAAGCGCUACACGGAUGCAGUUCCCUAUCGCCUGCUGCCUGGGAUCUUCUAGAGUCGAGUCAGAGGUUGAAGGAAUCCCUGCAUCCUGAAAGAAGUUUAACAGAAGAAGGAGAUGUGUGUUAAAUGGACUGUUCACAUUCCAUGGGAAAGAUGUUGAUGAAAUUUUGAGCAAAAUGUGUGUGUGUCUGUGUGUUGCCGUGGUGUCUUGGUACUAUGGUACAUAGACACUAUGAGAAACUCAGAAAUGGAUUUCUAAUUCAAAUCUGUGAACACCACAUAACCAUACCGUAGCAGUUAGUUGCCAUGGGUAAAGUAACUACAGCUACAAGUGAGCAAUAAUCUAGAUGUUUUUUUUUUUUUGACAAUGCACUGUCUGACAAAUGUGUCUUCUACUUAGGGAUCGGUACAACAUUACAUGAUGCUAACAGCAGACUAGUAUAUUAUGUUCAAGAAGCAGUUACAACUAUACAAUGAUUGUUCCUGCGAAAAUUCAUUUGUCUUUAUGCCUGUCAAUAUGUUUGAGGUACCUGUUAUUUUAAAGUUUUGUUGGAUAAAGCUUUUACUUUAUCCAACAGUGUUUUUUGCCAUUUGAUUUUUUACCUUAUCUGCCUUUCCUAAAGUGAUAACUUAGAAAAGUAAAUAAACCUAACAUUCUGAUUUCUUUA
Molecule: messenger RNA, 2174 nt
Organism: Oncorhynchus kisutch (coho salmon)
Lineage: Eukaryota; Metazoa; Chordata; Actinopteri; Salmoniformes; Salmonidae
Product: 7-dehydrocholesterol reductase
Exons: 8
Coding region: 122-1561 (479 amino acids)
Biological process (GO): cholesterol biosynthetic process; brassinosteroid biosynthetic process
Cellular component (GO): endoplasmic reticulum membrane
Molecular function (GO): 7-dehydrocholesterol reductase activity
Source: RefSeq, a predicted model, not a curated record